Chenopodium quinoa (quinoa) is the source of this 3181-nucleotide messenger RNA. Its product is annotated as phosphatidylinositol/phosphatidylcholine transfer protein SFH13-like. Lineage: Eukaryota; Viridiplantae; Streptophyta; Magnoliopsida; Caryophyllales; Amaranthaceae. The record is from RefSeq and is a predicted model, not a curated record. The transcript has 14 exons. The coding region runs from base 427 to 2322 and encodes 631 amino acids.
AUUGUAAAAGCUUACCAAAUAAGGAAAUGAAGUAUUUAUAAACGAUCGAAAAUAAAAAGUGAAGCAAGCAUUUAAAAACAGAGGGAGUAUUAAAUAAUCAAGUCCGGGUAAGUGUUGGUAAAGUGGCGGGCAUGAAGGCAACUGUCGCGUCGGUAGCAAUGCAGGUGAAGCCUGAAAGUGAUACUCGUACGUAUCUUUGAGAUUUCCUUUAUAAUUAAAAUAAAAUAAUGAGAGAAAAAAAAGGAAAAAGGGUACUGUAAGACACGUAAUGAAACAGGAAAAGGGGGAAAGGGGAGAUGACAGACAGCAAAAGUCUAAAACCCAAGUGGAUUCUGGAGAGAGAUUUUAGCUGCAUUUCUUCGUUUUCUAGCUAGCUAGGGUUCCGAUAAGGUAAUUGGAGUUCAUUGAAUCGGAUCAAAGCAACCCAUGUCAGGGCUGGAGGAUGAUACAGACACAGGACCCUCGAAUCAGAAUCAGAAUCAGAAUCAGAAUCAUAUUCAUAGAGAUAAACGAGGGAAAAGGAAUAUCAAUCUAAGGCUACCUUCCUCCUUUUCCAUCGAGGACAUACGGGAUCCCAAACAGGAAUCUGCUGUCUUCACAUUGCGUCAAACCCUAAUUCACCGCAAAUUAUUGCCUGCAACCCUUGAUCACUACCAUACUUUGCUUAGGUUCUUGAAGGCUAGAGACUUUGACAUUCACAACACAAUACUCAUGUGGGAGGGAAUGCUUUGCUGGAGAAAACAAUUUGGAACAGACACCAUUUUAGAGGAUUUUCAUUUUCAAGAGCUUCAACAAGUCAUUCAGUAUUACCCUCAGGGUUACCAUGGACUUGACAUGGAAGGCAGGCCAGUUUACAUCGAGAGACUAGGAAAAGCCAACCCCACUAAGCUCAUGCGCAUCACCACUAUCGAUCGCUACUUAAAAUACCAUGUCCAGGAAUUUGAGAGGGCCAUACAGGAAAAGUUCCCUGCCUGUUCCAUUGCAGCAAAGAGAAGGAUCUGCUCAACCACAACAAUCCUGGAUGUACAAGGAUUGGGGAUGAAGAAUUUUACUAGGACUACUGCAAACCUUCUUGUUGCAAUGUCCAGGAUAGACAGCAGUUACUACCCAGAGACACUACAUCGAAUGUACAUUGUUAAUGCUGGUCCAGGAUUCAAGAAGAUGGUGUGGCCUGCUGCACAGAAAUUUCUUGAUACAAAAACAAUAGUAAAGAUUCAGGUUUUGGAACCAAAGUCACUCCCUAAGCUACUGGAAGCUAUAGAUUCAAGCCAACUACCUGACUUUUUGGGCGGCUCAUGUACAUGUUCUGUUUAUGGUGGGUGCCUUAGGUCUAACAAAGGCCCCUGGAAUGAUCCAGAAAUUAUGAAACUUGUACAUAAUGCAGAAGCAUCCCUUGUGAAGCAAAUGACAAAAGUAUCACAUGACCAGAAAUUUGAAUAUUAUGUACAAGUACUACCAUUAAAGGGGAAAAACUGCGGUAAAUCAGCAGUAGAAUCAGCUUCAGAUAUUGAUGAUUCCAGUUCUCCUACUGAAAGAAGGAGCUCAUCAUUUUCCUUUUUGGCUCCUGUUCAUGAAGAAACUAAAAUUGCCGAAGCUAAUGAGUACUAUAGUCGCAAUGCCCAUUUUUCUGCAACUGAUAAUGCGGUCAGAGGUGAUAGGGUGAGAAAGCCGCAUACCUCAUCUUCUUGUACAGAUGGUCCUGUUACAAGAAUACUUGAUUCUGAAGGUACUUCCUCUAUAUAUAGGCUCUUCAAGUUUGAGAUUAUAGUUAAUAACAUGAACAUACGAUCCCUCACAAGCUCUCUUAAGUCUCUACUUGUAAGAAUUGUCGCAUAUCUCUGUCUAGUGCUUUUUAGGUUUUGGCCUAGGAGAAACUCAAUUCAUUUAUCUAGCUUAUCUGACCAUGGAGUGGAGAACCACACACAACUAAUUAAGAACGAGAAUGGAAAAAACUGUGUGCUUCCUUGUCUAGAACGUCUUCGCAUAGUAGAGAAACGUUGUGAAGAGCUUAGUGAAAGACCGGCGGCUAUCCCUCCAGAAAAGGAACAAUUGCUUCAGGAAUCUUUGGAUAGGAUCAAGAGUGUUGAAUGUGACCUUGAAACAACAAAGAGAGUGCUGCAUGCUACAGUGAUGAAGCAAGUUGAGAUAGCUGCAUUCUUGGAAAAUCUACAGCUGUCCAAAUGCCAUUGCAAGCACUUGUUUUACAAUAUGAUAUCGCAAAUCGCCCAUCCUGAGAAACUUAAUUCUUCAAUCCUAGUCGUGGCUUGCUAUCAGGGGGAACAUCUGGAUCAAGCUUUUUCCUUGAUGCUAUCUUUACAGUAAGGUUCCAUUUGGUUUGAUGUAAAUUAUUUUCAUGGAAAAUGAUUUUCCCAUUUUUCUUUGUUUGGUUUGCGAAGGGUGGAAAACAAUUUUCCCAAUGGUGAAAAAUGGAAAAUUGCAUCAUCAAUGAUUAAAAAACAUUUUCCUUUACAAAACAAGGAAAGCCACAUUUUCAUCCCUCCUCCUUACCUCCUUUUUACUUUCCUCUCAUCCAUCCUCACAUUCCCACUCCUAUUUUUGAUUUUUCUUUUAACUUUUUUUGUAUGCAACCAAACAAAGAAAAACUAAUUUGCAAUUGUGUUUUUCCUUGAAAAUAUGUUUUCCAUGAAAAGUAAUUUUUCAUUGAAAAUGUUUUACAUCAAACCAAAUGGAUCCUAAAGGUUUUUUAAGAGAUAUAUAUCAUGAAAGCUAUUUACAAACCAAAGUAGAGAUUCUAUUGUUUAACUCUACACGCUGCAAUUUUAUGGUUAUUUAGAUAAGUUAGCUGCAAAGUCUACACUUUUUCUUUAUUGUUCCUUAGAUAACAUGAGAAUUUUCUGGAUGAUGAUUGUCUUAUUAUUUUUUAUACUCUCUAACUAGGUAUAUAUGGACUGAUAUGCAUAUUCCUAGUCCUAGAGAUAGUUUUUCAUCUCAAAGAAGUAUUUUCAGAUCACGAUGUCCAUUAUGAUAGAGAAUAGUUCUAAAAAAUGUCUCCUUAGGUCAUUUUUCCGAUUCUUUUUUUUGCUGAGAUCAACAUCUUUUCUUAAUAAUGUUUUCAUCCUCUUUUCUAGUAUUGUUAAGCAACCCAUUUACUGCUGUUAUCUUUGAAAUAAGUAUCUGUAUUAGAAUCAUGUUGAGUCAGCCAUUUGUUCGUUUGUUUGUG